CACGUGCUUAUGCCAAUUUGAUACAAGCUCUGCUACACUGUGUCGAAACAGUUUGCUUGGCGGGAGUGAUAGACUACCAGCUUCGGUGCCUCAGUGAACGUCCCAUCACUAGUUUCAGGUUUCACGCUGCUGGCAAUAUUGGAACUUUCGUUACUGUCGCUAGUUUCACGCUGCUGGAGAAAGGGAGCAGAGAGCUUGAGGAGUCAUUUUUCACCUGGAUCCGUGUCGAAUGGAGCAGUCAAUGGAUUAUGGGAAAGAAAGAGUUGUUGCUCUGGUGGAUAUGGACUGCUUUUAUGUACAGGUAGAGCAACGGAUCAACCCUGAAUUAAAGAAUAAGCCAUGUGUUGUGGCUCAGUACAAGACAUGGAAGGGAGGCGGCAUCAUUGCGGUGAGUUAUGAAGCAAGAGCACAUGGGGUCACCAGAAACAUGUGGGCAGAUGAUGCCAAGAAAUUAUGUCCAGACCUCCAGGUGGCAAGAGUCAGGGAGUCUCAUGGCAAGGCAGAUCUUACACACUACAGGGACGCAAGUGUGGAGGUCAUUGAAGUGAUGUCACGUUUUGCUGUGAUUGAGAGGGCUAGUAUUGACGAAGCCUACAUGGACCUUUCUGCAAGUGUAAAGCAAAGACUUAGGAGCAUAGAAGAUGUACAGAUUGAGCCACACCUCCUGACGUCCACCUUUGUUCAGGGGUACCCACAGGCUACCACCAGCCAGGAUAAGACUGAAGAUGCUAUGUUGGAUAAUGAUGCAGUCAGAUUAAAGGGCCUGGGCCAGUGGCUGGCCUCUUUGCCCCCAACAACGCAAAUGGAUAGUGCAGACCUGCAGCUGGCUGUGGGGGCCAUCAUUGUAGAAGAGAUGCGGGCUGCUGUUGAGCAGUGCACUGGCUUUCAGUGCUCAGCGGGAAUAUCCCACAACAAGGUCCUGGCUAAGCUUGCUUGUGGCCUGAACAAACCCAACCGCCAAACAGUACUUCCCCUCAGCUCAGUUACCCAACUCUUCAGUAGUCUACCCAUUAGCAAAAUUCGUAAUCUUGGAGGUAAACUGGGGGCCUCCAUCACAGAGACUAUGGAAGUAGAGAACAUUGGAGAGCUGGCAAAGUUCACUCAGGGCCAACUGGCUCAGCACUUUGGCGUAAAGACUGGUCAGUGGCUGUAUGACUUGUGUAGAGGAAUAGAGUUUGAGCCAGUGAAGCCUAGACAGCUGCCAAAAUCCAUCGGCUGUAGCAAAAAUUUUCCAGGAAAGACCUCUCUGGCCACCAAAGACCAGGUCCAGCACUGGCUUGAGCAGCUAGCUUUGGAAUUGGAGGAAAGACUGAUCAAAGAUAGGGACAUGAAUGGACGUGUGGCUAAGCUUCUGACUGUGGGAGUGAGGCUUGCUGGAGAAACAAAGCCUAGCAGUUACUCUCGUUGCUGUGCUUUGGCACGAUAUGAAGCCAGCAAGAUCUCCACUGAUAGUUAUGCAAUUAUUAAGAGCCUGAAUUGUGCUGGAAACCACCAGCAAGCCUGGUCCCCUCCCCUCACCCUUCUACACCUCUCUGCCAGUAAAUUCAGCGAUGCUCCCACAGCUUCAUGUAGGGGAAUCACCAGGUUUCUGAGAAAUGAUGUUAUUUCCACCCAGAUACCUCUUUCAUCCCACAGUCCAUCUGCUAGCUUGGCAAUCAACAAUCAACAACUACCAACACCUAAGAGACCAGGAAUGAUCGAGUCCUUCUUUCAGAAUGUUGUCAAGAGAAGGCAAGAUCAUGUUGAACUUUCAGAGGGUGCUGAAAAUGAACUUGAAGACAGUGGAGAGGAGGAAAGGACGGAUGACAAAAAAAGUUUACCUGAAAACAGUGCCUCCACCUCAUCCAGCAUGCAAGUAACAUCCUCAUUCUUUCAAAAAAAAAGUGCAGAGAAAAAACACUUCCAGUCUUCCACCACCACAGCUGAUGGUUCAGGUGUUGCGUCUUACCAGAUGGUGGAGGAUUCCUGUCAGAGUAAUAAACAUGCUGUUUUUCACCCUGAUAAAAAUACAUAUACACCUACCAGUGAUGGCCUGUGUGGCAUGACCGAAGAUUCAUCUGUUCCGGAGUCUACUUUGAGCCUCUCCUCAGAUGACCAUAUGCCAUGUGAUCGGUGUGGACAGGAAGUGCUAGCCUGGGAGAUGCCAGAGCACACAGACUACCAUUUUGCACAAGAUUUACAGAAUUCUUUUUCCUCCCCAUUACCUUCUCUCUCUUCAUCCAAUCAGAUCCCAGCUAACCUGUCCAAAACAAAUGUUUAUCCAAGGUCUAAGACAUCACCUCUCGCCACUGGUAGUAGAAAACCUAGCAGUGGUUCCGGAAGACAAGCCAAAAAGCCAAAGCUAGCGGGCACCGUCACCCUCGAUUCCUUCUUCAAAAGGAGUUAACAUUGAAAAGUUUUGAUAUAGACCUUACAUUUAUUAAAUUUUCUAUUUAUGAGUAAAUUAAAGCCAGAAAUACAAGAUUCAACUCAAGAGAAGCCAACUAUCUCAAUGCACACAUUUCUCGUAUUUUAUUUUUAUUUACAUAAAAGAUCCUGUGACUGCAAACUGUGAGCAAAAUCACCAUACUUGUAUGCUAGUUCAGAUGAGAGGCUGUUAAUCUGUACUUUCAGAAAAUUGGUAAAUAUAAUAAUGGCUUUACUGGUUGGUGGUAUGUUUUCUGAGAAAUGAUACCCGCUUCCAUGGCACCGCAGCCUCCCAGUCUGAAGACAUUCCAGUUAACAAGCAACAAGUGGUGGUGUUUUUGUGUUGACAACGUUCUGUUGUAGAUUUAUUAAUAGUGAAAGCAUAAAAUUAGGAAAAUUAAAGUUUAUUUACUACAUUUCUCAUUAUUGUUGUACAGUAGCGUACACUUUUGAUGUAGCCAUUACAUUCAGAGUAUUCUGAAAAUCAAUACCAAUUGAAUGAAUGAAAUGCCAAUUCUUCCAUUGUGCUGCUUUAAGCAGUGGCAUUUGGUGUUAAAGUGGUACCCAGUUAAUCUAAAACUGACUGAAAGGGUCAUCUUCCCUGUGCAUAGUGCUAAACCAGAUGGUCCGGGCACGCAAUGGCAAUUCAGAUGCCAUUCCUACUGCCAACUGCUGUGCAACUGCGCUAAAUGUCACCUUAGUCAUAUGUUACAAUGCUGCUAUGCUCUGAACGUGUCAGAUUGCUAAUUUGUAGCUCUGUUCCAAUGUGACUUCAUUUAAACUUCUCAAGGAGUUUGGCAAAUUGAUAUACAAACGUAAUGCGGCCAAAAAACUGGAACUACGUCAUAGGUGUGCAAUUAUCAAGGAAAUAAUUGAUGUUCUAAACACUGCAUCGUUAAACUAGACGUUUUAAACACGCAGUUGCCCCUGGGUCCAUGAUGGGAAAUUUAAAAUGACAGUUCCCCUGUUACUCCUAUCCCUGCUCAUUUUUGUUGUGUGUAGGCCUACUGUGUUUGUCAUGGCCUAAUUUGCCAACAUCAAACAUGUUUUGUAUUCAAAUAUAAAUUCUUCAAAAUGGAAA
This is a messenger RNA of Alosa sapidissima (American shad), 3487 nucleotides long. RefSeq names its product polymerase (DNA directed), eta (gene polh). The transcript is spliced from 11 exons. Lineage: Eukaryota; Metazoa; Chordata; Actinopteri; Clupeiformes; Clupeidae. The coding region runs from base 230 to 2386 and encodes 718 amino acids. The record is from RefSeq and is a predicted model, not a curated record. Gene Ontology annotation, biological process: error-prone translesion synthesis; response to radiation. Gene Ontology annotation, cellular component: nucleus; replication fork; site of double-strand break. Gene Ontology annotation, molecular function: DNA-directed DNA polymerase activity; damaged DNA binding.